AUGACCGCAAAUUCCUAUAUGGUCGAUGAUAUCAACCUCUUGUCUAAAUUUCUCAGCGAUAAUCAACUGCCCGAUCUCUCCACCACAUCCCCAGUCGACUGCAUUGUCAUAUGCGCCUCAGCCGUUCUCCACAGUGCCGAGGUCCUCUUCAAGACUCUUCAGCAAAAGCCAUCUCUUACCAAAGCUCUCGUACUGUGCGGCGGCAUCGGGCACUCAACUGAGCUCCUUUACCAUGCAGUGAAAUCUCAUCCAGUCUUCUCACGGAUCGCCCAUGAGGUCCAAGGUCUCCCUGAAGCCAAGGUUCUCGAACGAAUUCUCAAUGAGUUCUUCGAUCGAUCUCUCAUCACCAAAGAAGGAUGUCAGGUUCUGCUUGAACCCCGAUCUACGAAUUGCGGUCAGAAUGCUUCAUUCUCUCGCGAGGUCCUCGACGGAGCGGGGUUUCGAGCACCAGCCACUUGCAUUGUCAUUCAGGAUCCCACGAUGAUGCUCAGGACCAGGGCAUCGUUUGAGAAGGCUUACGAGGACAUCGAAUCUCCGGUCUCGGUUAUUAGUUGCCCGGUGUUUGUGCCGCAGGUGCAAUUGUCCCGUAACGGGGUCAUUGAGUAUUCAGACGCAUCGCCACCGUCAGAGUUGUGGUCGCAAAAUCGGUUUCUGGAGCUGAUUAUGGGCGAGAUACCGAGGUUGAGGGAUGAUAAAGAUGGCUAUGGUCCUCGGGGGCGUGGCUUCAUUGCUCACGUGGAUGUUCCAAGCGAUGUUGAGACAGCUUGGUCUCGACUUCAAGUGGUGACUCUGAGCUCUAGAUAG
Messenger RNA from Penicillium mononematosum, 804 nucleotides. RefSeq names its product YdcF family protein. NCBI's taxonomy places the organism in Eukaryota, Fungi, Ascomycota, Eurotiomycetes, Eurotiales, Aspergillaceae. The coding region runs from base 1 to 804 and encodes 267 amino acids. Gene Ontology annotation, cellular component: plasma membrane. The record is from RefSeq and is a predicted model, not a curated record. The transcript has a single exon.